Molecule: messenger RNA, 1492 nt
Organism: Anoplophora glabripennis (Asian longhorned beetle)
Lineage: Eukaryota; Metazoa; Arthropoda; Insecta; Coleoptera; Cerambycidae
Gene: Drep4
Product: DNA fragmentation factor subunit beta
Exons: 3
Coding region: 101-1156 (351 amino acids)
Biological process (GO): apoptotic DNA fragmentation; apoptotic process
Cellular component (GO): cytoplasm; nucleus
Molecular function (GO): DNA endonuclease activity
Source: RefSeq, a predicted model, not a curated record
CCCAGUUCCUACGUUCACGUCGAGUUGGUUGCGUCUCUGCAGAACCACAGUUCCUAGAUUCGCUUAGGCAGACACCCUACCGACAAUAUUUCAGUGUAACAUGACCACGACGAAGGGCUUCAAAGUAACCGACGCGGAAAGAAAGACGCGCGUCGGCAUAGCCGUGAAGAAUUUCGAGGAACUAAAAAAGAAAACAAUCGACAAGUUCAAACUGAAAUUCUCCCCAGGCCAGCUGGAUUUCCAGACACCGGACGGCGUCGUGAUAGAAAACGAGGAAUAUUUCCAGACGCUGCCACCCCAAACUUUGCUCAUCUGGGUGAAGAAGGGGGAAAAGGCGAAAACCGACGCCGAGAUCCUCUACAAGACCAUAAGGGAGGUCAACGACGAGUAUCUGACUGCGGGCGAGAAGGUCCAGGAGUUUUUCACGGAGAAGAUGAAGAAUAAGGUGUUUAAGCUGGCCGAAGUCCUCAAGGGGAUCGAUGGAGAGAAGGCGAAGCUCAGCAUGAAGACUGAACACCCCGAGUGGUUCGAAGGCCUCGACACCACCUCAAAAACCAAAGAGGAAUACAUGUUUCGGAGGGCACAGGACCGCAUCCGAACGUAUUUCUACAAAACCAAGGAGGAGCUGUUGAGAACUAAAGGCUUGCCGCAGGCUCAACUGCAGUCCUUGCUAAACGAAUUGCGCGACAGGUUAAAACUAAAUAAAUAUCACGGGUGUUAUUUCGACAGGGCGCGGCACCUUGGAGACGAGAACAUGAAAUGCAUUUGCGACUCGUCGGGACGCUUCACCUGCGAAGGCAGGUGGGACAAGGACGUCUGCCUGUACGAGCCCCCCCACCGGAUCAAUCCUUAUACAAGUCGGGAGGCCAGGAUCAUUUUCCAAACGUGGAACCUGGAUCACUGCAGGGAGAGGACGCGCAGCGUCGUGCCCGCGAUUUGCGCUGCGCUUCGAGCUUGUGAUAUCGCUGUUACUAAGAACGGUAAAGUUUAUAAAGAUAUCGAUAGUGAUAGCGUUUUAGGUAGCGGUAGGGUUAGCUUGGACGUGAAGGGUAUGUAUAACGAUCUGUUCACCACCGGCAAUCUGAAGCUCGUGCAUAUUGUGUGCCACGACAAGGGGGCCCAUUCGUCCCUCAAGGCGGGACCUUAUCUCUUGUAAUUCGUUGUCUGUUCUUCGACGUGCCGUAAUAGUGUAGUUGCGGGAACGGUUUUCUUUCUCGGAUAUGCUCAACUGUUUCGGAUAUAAUCAGGGUUCUAUUCGUUACGGGAUUAGUGCUGUCUUUCCGUGCCAACGGUUUGGAAGUUUCUCUUUUUCCCGACGGUUAAACAAUAUGUUGAAGUUUCUAAAACCUGUUUAACAUUUACCAAUUCUUUAACUCAAUAAAUCGGUCAAGUUAUAUGACGAAUAAUUUAAAACACAACAAAUUGGUUGCACAGUAUUGUAUUCAUAUUUGUUGCUAAGUUACCUCUUUUCAUAUAUAGAUUUGAAAUAAAG